AUGGACGGCCUUACUCGCAUUCAGUGCCGGUCGUUGAUGAAGCUCUCGUCGCACGUGCCUCGAGCUGCAGCUCAUGCGAUAUCCAGACGGCAUGCUUCAACACUUGCUACUACCAACGCCCCAGGUACCAAAGAAAGAGUCGUUAUUCUCGGUUCUGGCUGGGCAGGCUACGCCGCCGCGCGCACCCUCUCCCCUUCCAAAACCACACGCAUCCUCAUCUCCCCUCGAUCCCACUUCGCCUUCACCCCUCUCCUCGCGUCAACGUCCGUAGGGACCCUCGAGUUUCGCGCGGCCAUUGAGCCUGUUCGUCGGCUGGGGCUCGACGAGUUCCACCAAGCAUGGGCCUCCAGCAUCGACUUCAAAAAUAAGACCAUCCGCGUCGAGGCCAACUUGCGCGGAGACGUCAGUGCCGCCACCAACAGGCCCGAGAUCAAAGGGGAGGAAUUCGACGUCAAGUACGACAAGCUCGUCAUUGCCGUGGGCUGCUACAGCCAGACCUUUGGCAUCGAGGGCGUCAAGGAGCACGCCAAUUUCUUGAGAGACGUAGGCGAUGCGCGGGCUAUCCGACUGCAGGUCCUGCAGGCGUUUGAGACGGCGGACCUGCCGACGACGAGCGAUGAGGAGCGCAAGAAGCUGUUGCAUUUUGCCGUCGUGGGUGGCGGUCCGACAGGCAUCGAGUUUGCCGCGGAGCUGCACGACUUGAUCAAGGACGACUUGUCGAGGAUGUAUCCCAAGCUGCAGAAGCACUGCGCCAUCACCGUCUAUGACAUCGCGCCAAAGGUGCUUCCCAUGUUUGACAGUAAGCUGGCCGCGUAUGCGACCGAGACGUUCAAGCGACAGGGCAUCCGGGUCAAGACGGAGCACCACCUCACCCGCAUCCGCCGACAAGGACACGUCCUGAUGCUGCAGAUCAAGGAGGAACCAGAGGAGGUUGGCGCCGGCAUCGUCGUCUGGAGCACGGGGCUCAUGCAGAACCCGCUGGUCAAGACCCUCGUCGAGUCUGACAUUGAGGGGGUUGGCAAGAUUGCAAAGGAUCCCCGGACGGGCGGCAUCGUCACCAACCCGAACCUACAGGUCCAGCUGCAGGGUGCCGGGGAUGGCUCAGAGACAACCACGCUCAAGGACGUGUACGCCGUGGGCGAUUGUACUUCUGUCCAGGGCGCAAGUUACCCUGCCACGGCGCAGGUCGCGGCUCAGCAGGCAGUCUAUCUGGCCAAGCAGCUCAACAGGGGUGAGGGGGAAGCCUCGAAGCCGUUCAAGUUUAAGAACUGGGGUGUGAUGACGUAUUUGGGGAGCUGGCGAGCGAUUCACCAGAGCGAGGCUGAUAAUUUGAGGGGCUGGGCCGCCUGGGUUCUUUGGCGCACGGCGUACUUGACGAGGAGCAUGAGUGUGCGGAAUAAGAUUAUGAUUCCGGUGUACUGGGUGAUUACCUGGAUUUUUGGGAGGGACAUUUCGAGGUUCUGA
This is a messenger RNA of Metarhizium brunneum ARSEF 3297, 1464 nucleotides long. RefSeq names its product External alternative NAD(P)H-ubiquinone oxidoreductase B2. The record is from RefSeq and is a predicted model, not a curated record. NCBI's taxonomy places the organism in Eukaryota, Fungi, Ascomycota, Sordariomycetes, Hypocreales, Clavicipitaceae. Gene Ontology annotation, molecular function: NADH dehydrogenase activity.